AUGGCCAAGAAGAUGAGUCAAGUAAUCAUCUCCUACAUUCUCCCCAUCCUUCUCCUCCUCCUCCUCCUCGCCGUCGAAACUAACGCACACAACGUCACACUCCUCUUAGAAAACCAUCCUUCUUUCUCCUCCUUCAACCAUUACCUAACCCAAACUCACCUCGCCGAAGAAAUCAACCAGAGAACCACCAUAACCGUAUGCGCCGUCGACAACGCCGCCAUGUCCGACUUAACCUCCAAAGGCUACACAGUCUCCACUAUCAAAAACAUCCUCUCCCUCCACGUCCUCCUCGAUUACUUCGGCGCCAAAAAACUCCACCAGCUCACGGACGGCGGCUCAGUUCUCACCUCAACUCUCUUCCAAGCCACCGGAGCUGCUUCUAGAACCACCGGGUUCGUCAAUAUAACGGAUCUGAGAGGCGGCAAGGUCGGGUUUGGUCUUGACGGCGGAGAUAUAUCUUCCUCCUUCGUCAAGUCCAUCGAAGAAAUUCCUUACACUCUCUCAGUUAUCCAGAUAAGCAGUAUCUUACAUUCGGAUACUGCGUCGGCUCCGACUCCAGCUCCGGCCGAGAUAUUGUCGGCUCAUGGAUGA
Molecule: messenger RNA, 591 nt
Organism: Eruca vesicaria subsp. sativa (arugula)
Lineage: Eukaryota; Viridiplantae; Streptophyta; Magnoliopsida; Brassicales; Brassicaceae
Source: the annotation of a GenBank genome assembly